UAUCGCCCACUUUUUGUGCACGUUUUCGUGAUUGCUUUCACACUUCCCCUUUCCAGCAACAUUUUGCUUACUCCAUAUCCACUAUAAGCAGUAUAAAUAGCCUCGACCUUCUUUACACAAGCAAAAGCAAUUUUCGACAAGAUGAAGGAAAGUGCGGUUACCGAUGACGGAGUACGGAUAUGUUCCACGAAAUCGAACACGAUGCAACUGAGUCUGACAAGCGAUAUGAGGCGUCAGAAGACUGCUGUGAAAUACAACAAACUGUUACGAGAUAUAGCUAUUCUCACCCUAGAAAAUGGCAUGUUUCAACGGUAUAUUGACAGAGUUGGUUUAUCGAAGUUUGUUUUCAGAAGUUCUGGAGGUUCUGUUUCGAGUAGCAUACGUGCAAUGUCAAGGAUAAUAUGUCACUGGUCUGAAGCAUCCUCUUUUGGCGCAUCAGGGAAAGUAGUACGACUGAACGCUGAAAGAAAGUGCCAGAUAGCCAAAGAAGAACAAUUAGAAUUUCGGAAGUACUUCAGUCUUUUACGCGAAAAGUCCGAAGGUCUCAUUGACGAAACUCGAGACAUAUGCCUCCACAACAUGACACUAGAAAACAGAUCUCUCACAGAGCUGCGCGAUAAACUCCUCCGUCAUCUUGAUGGCCCCGGUCAAAGGAACACCGUAACAGCCAUUGAUAUUUCCGAGAUAAAAGUUCGAUGGCAAGCCGCAUUACAAGAAUUUAAGCGGCUCAAUCUCCAAUGCAUACAAGCCAAGCGCAUUUUUAGCAAGUGUACACGCAAGCUUGAUAUGGAAAUGUGUAAGCUAAAAGAAGUCGUUAAUGCAUCGGCAGAAGUUUCGGCUCGGGCAAACCGUAGAGUUAGAACGAGUAACAAAUUGAUUGCUCGUAUCGACGGCUAUCAAGAUAAUUCGCAGCUCGAUAACUGGCGAAUUCGUCGACUGAAAAGUCUGAUAGCCUGGUUCAACGUGCCAAAGCUGGAUGAUUUCAUCGUUUCCGUGAAGGAAAAUGAGAAAGUCCAUAGGCAGUUGGCUACAGAAAACAGGAAAAUGCGAUUAGCAAAAACUGAAGUGAAUGUUGGGUUUGCGUAUACCGAAAGAAGUGUGCAUACCCACCCAUAUGUACGCUUCAUACCUGAAAAAUGUAAAGUGCUUCUACAAGACUGA
Molecule: messenger RNA, 1161 nt
Organism: Opisthorchis viverrini
Lineage: Eukaryota; Metazoa; Platyhelminthes; Trematoda; Opisthorchiida; Opisthorchiidae
Exons: 7
Coding region: 142-1161 (339 amino acids)
Source: RefSeq, a predicted model, not a curated record